This is a messenger RNA of Lactuca saligna, 552 nucleotides long. The record is from the annotation of a GenBank genome assembly. NCBI's taxonomy places the organism in Eukaryota, Viridiplantae, Streptophyta, Magnoliopsida, Asterales, Asteraceae.
AUGUCCUUGACGAGAAGCAAUAGGACAUUAUACAAUGGAAGAAGUGUCAAGGAUGGCCAAUCAACAAAUUUUUCCAUCUUCAACCUAUUAGAUGUCGAUAAGAAUGGAACUCUUGAUUUUUAUGAAAUGAUGACAGCCUUUUAUAUAAUUAUGAGCGAAAGACCGUUUUGUGAUAGUUGUGAAAAGUUUAUUACAUCUUCGUAUUUCACAUGUGUCGGGUGUUUGGAAAAUCAAAUUGAAAGUUCGUUUGAUCUUUGCCUCGAUUGCUAUUAUAUGAAGAAACUUGUUCACACCCACAACGGUUCUGAUCGAUUUCUAGACAAUCAUUCAUUGCUUGCUAUUACCAAGUCAAUAAUAAAGGAGGCAAAUUCCUCGACAGCUAUGAAAACAAAUUCAGUGGUCAAGGAUGCUGGUGGACGUCAUUUGGACGACCCAAAAAAACUAAAACGGCAGAACACUAAGGACGCAUUUGAAGCACUGACCAAGGGAAUCAAUGCUGGUAUUGGAAUCGCCAAUUUCGCUGCUACUGUUGGCAUGUGUUCCAUUGUAUAA